UCUCUAUGUUGUGAGGUUAAAUAAUUCAAAAACUGGUUUUGAGACAACUAUUAAAAAAAAUCGAACAUACUAAUUGUAGAUAUGUCCAAAAGGAAACAUGAAAACAAAGAUGUUACUAAUGAAGAGAAAAAAUUAAAACCCAGCGGCCAUUGGACGACGGGUCUCUUAAAAACUAUAGAAGAUCCGAAAUACAUUGUAAGUUCAGACGACUUAGUAACAGUUAUAAAGGAUGUAUACCCUAAAGCGGAAUUUCACUAUUUGAUACUCCCAAAAGAAGACAUAAGUAGUUUGAAAUCUGUGAAAAAGGACCACUUGCAUUUAUUGAAUCACAUGGAAGCUACUGCGAAUAAAUUGGUUGCGGAAGAGAAACACAAACAUAGAAACUUUAAAAUAAGCUAUCACGCCGAGGCCAGUAUGCUUCGACUUCACUUACACGUUAUUAGCGAUGACAUGAACUCUCCCUGCGUAAAAACUAAAAAGCAUUGGAAUAGUUUCAAUACCGACUUCUUUUUAAAAUCGACAGACGUUAUUGAAGGUUUGAAAGAAAACGGAAAAGUUAUUUUACCAAGUAGAGACGAAUGCAAAAAGUAUAUGGAAACGCCCCUGAAAUGUCACAAAUGCGAAUACCUACCAAAGCACAUGCCGGAUUUGAAGAGACAUAUUUUAAAACACGUGGAAAAGUAAUUUUUAUUUAUUGAACGGUAUUUAUUAUUAAACGUUGAUAAAUUUGU
Molecule: messenger RNA, 731 nt
Organism: Anoplophora glabripennis (Asian longhorned beetle)
Lineage: Eukaryota; Metazoa; Arthropoda; Insecta; Coleoptera; Cerambycidae
Product: aprataxin
Exons: 2
Coding region: 82-684 (200 amino acids)
Biological process (GO): double-strand break repair; single strand break repair
Cellular component (GO): nucleus
Molecular function (GO): mismatched DNA binding; DNA 5'-adenosine monophosphate hydrolase activity; double-stranded RNA binding
Source: RefSeq, a predicted model, not a curated record